Messenger RNA from Acaulospora colombiana, 634 nucleotides. The record is from the annotation of a GenBank genome assembly. Lineage: Eukaryota; Fungi; Glomeromycota; Glomeromycetes; Diversisporales; Acaulosporaceae.
UUACUGGCAAGCUGCUCAACUAUUCGAAUAUAGCUUUAAUUUCUUUUUUGAUUCUUCCCUUCCAAAAAUAAAUUAUCAAGACCUUUAUAAUAAAUGUAAAGAACUUAUCAAGAUGAAACUACCUGACCUCCCAACCUCACCUGAUUUAAUCCUCAUCUCUAUCAAAAUCAAGCUUCCUAAAGCCAUCCCCAUCACUUCACCCAAAUAUACAAGAGAAAUUGUACAGUGCCUUAGAGCGUACUACAAUUUUGACCUGCUUUUCCCUUCAUAUUUCAUUAAAAGGUCCAAUCUUCCAGAGAACCCAUUUCAUUUGAAAGUUGAAGUACAAGACAUUUUCCCUCUGACAAAGAGAGCAGAUCUUAGAGCCUUCCAAACACUAGUCGACAAACUAAGAGAGCACUAUUACGUGCCAAAUAAGCUUCCUGAAUUAUACUUCUGCUUUCUGUCUCCAAAGGAACCCCUCCCUCUAUUCUAUAAAGACCUUCCAAAAAACAUGAUUGGUUACUUCCCAGUAAGUAACAAUGUUGCUGACAUUAAAGAAGCUGUGCAAAUUUUGAGAAAUGAAUCUUAUACUUUAAAAAAACUACCAGCAGACUACAUCAUAACCAAAAGACCUUUCCCACCAGUACACUGA